AGUAUUAUAAAAAUCGAAACUUCUAUCUCGUUUUCUCUUUCUCUCUUCGUUUACCACCGGUCUCCAUGGCAACUCUGCUCACUCGGGCGGCGACUCAUUGAGCUUAGAGAGCCCAUUUCUUCCAAUGGAGCGAGUCAAUGGAGAGGAUAUCUGGCAAGACCGGGAGAUUCGGUUCGAUGUAGAUCAUAAACUUCUCCGCCUAAUCAAUGGGGAAAUCCAGGUAGCGAAGAUUGAGCACGUGGAGGACACCAAAGGAAACAAUGGAGACAGAGGAACGAUGCGAGUCACCAACUUACGCCUAAUCUGGCAUGCCGCCUCAAUGCCUCGGAUCAAUAUCACGAUUGGGUGGAAUGCGAUCACCGGAGUACAGAGCAAACAGACUACUUCGCUAGUCACAAGAAACCGUGGUAUAUCCAAUGAAGCAAUCUACGUACUUGCCAAAGUCUCGGCGACCACUACAAAAUUUGAGUUCAUCUUCACCACCACAAAUCCUGCAUCUCAUUCGAAACUUUUCAAUACGAUCUCAUCAAUCAGCAGAGCCUACGAGACCACCAAAAUGUACAGAGAGCUCAAAAUGCGCGGGGUGUUUAUUCGUGAGGACGGAACUCUGAAGAUCCUUCCACAAGAGACGAUCAUCGAGAAGGUGAACGGUGUCUGGAAUCUGUCGACGGAGACUGGAAGUCUCGGAGUCUUUGUGAUCACGAAUAUUCGUGUCGUUUGGUACGCAGAGAUGAACAUCGGAUACAAUGUUUCGGUCCCCUACAUUACUCUAUAUUCAGUCAGAGUUAGAGAGUCCAAGUUUGGAAUGGCGCUGGUUCUUGAGACAACUACCAGCAGCGGAGAGUACGUGUUGGGAUUCAGAGUUGAUCCUGCUGAACGUCUACAAAAUCUUCUGAAAACUGUACAAUCACUUCAUAAGGCGCAUUUGUUGAAGCCAAUCUUUGGAGUUUCGUAUGUCAAGGAGAUUGCCGAGAAAGUAGAGCCCCGCAAGGACGACGAUGAAAUCGACAUCAUAGACAACAACGAAGAUGACGUAGAAAUCGACGAUAAAAUCCGUCCCGACGCGUUUGCUUCAUACUUUGACGGGGAGCACACCGCGACUGACGAGAAGCAGCUACCGGUGCUCAACCCCGAGUUGGGAUUGGCGAUUGAACCGAUUCGUAACGGAUUCACUCUUCAUGAUCUUUGGAAUAUUCAUGUUGAUGUAUAACGUUUUUUUUUUUCUGAAGAUGAAUAUAUUUAUUUGGAGAA
Caenorhabditis elegans is the source of this 1251-nucleotide messenger RNA. It is a transcript of the gene bbs-5, whose product is annotated as BBSome complex member bbs-5. NCBI's taxonomy places the organism in Eukaryota, Metazoa, Nematoda, Chromadorea, Rhabditida, Rhabditidae. The record is from RefSeq and is marked reviewed. Bases 125 to 1210 code for a protein of 361 amino acids. Gene Ontology annotation, cellular component: BBSome; centriolar satellite; ciliary membrane. The transcript is spliced from 5 exons.